GACAAUAGUAACCAAAUUCAAAAAUAUUUGUGUACAUACGCCCUCGUUGAAUAUUCGGAUAUUCCUUUCUUAAUCUAGAUAUCUAGAUUUUUUUCUUGUGCCAAGACAGAAAAAGCCAGCUAAAACUUUCUUAGCAUUUCUAGAUUCUAGUAAACUUAUCAUAAAUGAAAUUGAGGGCCUUUUCUAGCCUUAACAAUGAUUUUACAACACCAGACAGACACUUGAGGAAUGUUCAGCUGAAAGGAGUAAACUGUGACACAUACACACAGCAGCCACUAGCAGAAGUUUUGACUAAGGAAAUUAAAGACAGUGGUCAAUGGAAAGUUGGCUCAUUUAAAACCUUCUCUGAUACCCCUAUUGAAAAUAAGAAACAUCAUCAACUGACAGGAGAAUUAAAUGAACAGGACAAUCUUCAAAGCAAAAUUAGUCCUGGUUUAGCUAGACUUAGAAUGACUCCAGGCAUAAUGAGGGAAAAGCAACGUCACUUAAUUGAUCAACAUAAGGAAAUUCAGCUAAAAGGCAGUCAUCUCAAUACUGGAGGUGGGAUCUCAUUAUGGCCUGACAUGAUUCAAAUGAGGCUGACUAGAUCAGAAAUUUUGUGGCUCCUAGCAGAAGCAGUGACUUUAUGCUGUCUAACUGUUGUGCUGCUAUACAUGCUACAUGGCGUGACCUUUGAAAAGCUUGAGAAAUUUGCAGUCCAAGUUGAAGAAUUCUGUGUUCCUUUUAGUUUUGUAGAGACAACUAACCAAAAACAGUUUCAAAAACAACUUGUAGCUUGGCACAAAAAAAUCCUGCACUUAACAGGCAAUAUUCAAAAUCAUUUUGAUAUGUCAUCUAUGUCAAGCAGCUAUCAAGUGUACAUUACAACAUAUAUUAUGGGACUCCUCAUCCUGCUUUAUUAUCUAAUGGAUAAUAUGCUGGCUAAGAAUAAGCUAACUCCUUCUCGGAUAAAAAAGUGGACUUGUCUUCUUGUUGUAAUUGGUAGUUGGACAUCCAUGAUGGCCUAUGGGCUGUUUCUUGCCUACAUGUUGGAGAGGCAGAUAACAACUUGCAUACAACAAUUUUCUGCCACACUGGCAACCCUAGUGGCAGCUCCAUUAGAACUGGGACACUUCCAAGCUGUGCUACUGUACUGGCGCUCAAGGUUCCUGGAUAAUGCAUCGCAAGGACUGCUCAGUGUUUUUGGACUGAUAUCAGUUCGAGACCUGCUUUACUACCUUCAGUAUUAUAGUGUACCAAUUGCAACUGUCCUUUUGAGUCCAGUAUUUCAGUUAAUUUGUGCAUGUUUUACUAUAUACAGUCAAGGAGAAUAUAUGAAACCAGUAUCCUGACAAAAAGAGCUGGAUUUCUAAUCAGUAGUUUAUAUUAUUGUUAGACACUAAAUAAAGCCUAUAUAGAAUUAGUUUAGUUG
This is a messenger RNA of Physella acuta, 1411 nucleotides long. RefSeq lists its product as uncharacterized. The record is from RefSeq and is a predicted model, not a curated record. NCBI's taxonomy places the organism in Eukaryota, Metazoa, Mollusca, Gastropoda, Physidae.